AUGUCGUACAAGAGCGAGGACGAGGCGCAUGCCGCCUUCGAGCUCGUCUCCAUGCGCCAUGGUCGUGCGAGCGUGUCGUUUGAAAACUCGCCCACUCCCUCCUCCUCCGCCCCAAAAAAGCGCACCAAGGCAGCGUCCGACCCCAAACCAUCCACAUCGAAAAAGCCCGCCGACGACACUACCGACACCAAGGCCAAGAAGCGCAGGAGGGUGGUGGUGGCGUGCGACACGUGCCGCCGCAAAAAGAUCAAGUGCGAGGGGCUGCCGAAUCCGUCGAAUACGUGCAACAACUGCACCGCCUACAACUACCGCUGCACCUUCAGCAGCGACGCCGACCGCUCCCGGGGCAAGUACGAGAUCCUCGAGAGCAGGGUCGAGACGCUCCUCAGUGCGCUGCGCUCCGUCGCGCCGCAUGUGGCGCAGCAGUACGAGCGCGGCGAGCUCAACGUCACCGGUCCUAGCGGCUCGAGUGCUCCACCGCAAAACGCAAAUGCGUGGCAGUCGCUUGCGAGUCAAAAGACGGGCAUCGAACAUACGGACGAUUCGGAUCCGGCGCCAGAGGACGCCUCCUACAGUUCUGCAUAUGCACGCCACGACAACGAGCUGCCGUCCAGCUCGGCCGUACGACUGCAGCGCGGUGGCAGCGAUCCAGACGAGCCAGCACAAGCAUCCAGAAACGCUUCCGGGCAGGCGGCGAGCGCCACUGCUGCUUCGAACCGCGAGGAGCGCGAUGCGCUGCUUCCCGAUGUCGAGGACGGAAGGCCGCGCUACUUUGGCCACUCGUCCGCCAUGACGCUCUUCAACACCAUCGCCGCCGACAGUCGUCCCCCAAGUCCAGGCGCAGGAUCACGGCACGCCCACACCACCAACCACGCCGGCAUUAGCUACGAGACACACCGCCACGGCUCGCACAGCAAAAGCAAGUCGGCCGCCACCCCGAUAGCAGGCUCUUCGUCUGCAGUGCCGGCGUCUGCGUCGGGCACAGCAGCAAAGGGCGCACCACGGCCGCUGUACCCAACCAACUCCAAGGAGUGGAUCCAGCUGCUGCGGCGCAAGAACACCGUCGCGGUCGGACGCGACGAUGCAGUCACCGAAGAGUGGUUCGAGCGCUACACGCUGCCCGACCACGACCUCAUCCGCGACCUGCUCGACCUGUUCUUUGAAAAGCUGCAUCCGCUCAUGCCCAUCGUGCACCGCCCCUCUCUCGAGCGCGACCUGGCCUCGGGCCGCGCCGACGUCGACUCGGCCUUCCGCGGGUUCGUCUUCACGAUCCUGGCGAUCGCGUCGCGCUUUAGCAACGAUCCACGCGUGCUCGCCGAUUCGGGCGACCCAGAUACGGCGGGCGACCACUUUGCCGCCGCCAGCAGGCUGUACCACCAGGUGUACGCCGCGAGCCUCAUCAACGUGCAGGUGAUGAUCAUCACCGCCACGUUUAUGCAUGGCGCCAUCGGGCCCGGCGCGAGCUGGACCGUGCUGGGCGUGGCGAUUCGUGCACUGCAGGAUAUCGGCUUGCAUCAGGAGAAGGCCUACCGCGGCUUUUCGCCGUACGAGAAGGAGCUCAGGCGACGCGUGUUCUGGGGCGCCUUUAUCCUCGACUGCAUCUUUUCCAUCAACAUGGGUCGACCGCUUGCACUCAAGCUCUCGGACUGCGACGUCAAGCUGCCGCUCGAGAUUGACGACGAGACGCUGUUCCAGUACGAAUCGGGUGGUGCCAUCCCCACUCCGCCGGCGCGCGGUGAGGGGGAGAAGCCGAUGGUGAUGAGCGGCUUCAUCCACAUGAUCAAGCUCAACGUGAUCGUGCAAGAUGUAGUCCACGUUCUGUAUUCGCCGCGCUGGCGGGCGGAUGCGGGCAAAAAGAUGCAGCCCAGCAAGCAGCGCUCGGUGCCCGAGUACAAGGAUAUGGUGAUCCUCUCGAAGCGGCUCGAGGAAUGGGUGGCCGAAACCCCCGCGCAUCUACGCACGAUCGAGAGCCCCUUCCGGUUGCAGGCGGGCUUGGUUCAGUGUGGCACGCACGACAUCCGGCUGUACAUCCUCAAGCCGUUCCUGGAGCACAGUGCGUUGCGCAAGAUGCUGCAUCCGCAGUGCGUCUUCCACGCGCGCGAGUGCCUGCGCGUCGUGAUCGCGCUGCACGAGGGCGACCACAUGAGCGACCUUGUAUUCAUCUUUCAGCAGGCCUUCAUGAGCACGGCGACGUUCAUGAUCACGGUGUGGCACGAGUGUCGCGACGCCGAACGGCUGGCGGAGGACAACGAUCUGGUGGAAUCGACGCUGCGCAUCUUUGCCGCCUUUGACGACCGCUACUUUUCGCGCCUGUUCAGGAGGGCCCAUCGCAUUUUGCGCGAUAUCGCGCUGAGGUCGAUGCAUACGAUGACGUCGGAUCAGCGCGAGCGCGUGAGCCGCAUGCUGGUGCGUGCAGACCAGCGCAUGGCAGGCGCCUUGCCGGGCGUCAUGCUAGCUGGCAAAUCGACACUGCAGCAACCGAGGAACGAUCCGGCCUUGCCACCGUCCGCGCGCAUGGCGGCGAGGGGCGAGAGGUUCGAUCGCCGCCCCAGCGGUCAAUUGGGCGAGGCAGGCACAGCGCCCAUCUCGGCGGCUUCGUACAUCCACACCUGGUCGCCUAUCCCCAGCGCACCCAUGUCGCCCAACCGCACCUCGCUGAGCGAAACGAGCUAUUCGGACGCUCCGAUCACCUCGGCAGCAUUUGCACAGUUCAUGAUGGACAGCGCCGCCGGUGCAACCUCCACCAGCAGUGGCGGCGCAACCGCAUUGACGCAGGGAGCGUACAACCUGGGCGGUGCGGAGGCGCGUGCCCACGACGACGCCAACGGCGGGCCCGACUCGGGCGCCGGCAAGAUGGCGAUCCACCCUGCGUCGUUUGGCGAUGCACGCGGCAUCAUGCCCAUGUACGCCGACGAUCCGGGCUCGGUGGCGCACCAGCUCGAAGAGCUCUCGUGGACGGACUACUUCUCCAAGUUCCUGGACGAUAUUGGUGGGGGCACACCCAUGAGUGCGGGCCCCACGAGCGGCUCGGGCAGUAUGGCGUCGCACUCGUACAACGCCACCGCACACGCACACACGCCCGGGUCGAAUCUGGCGGCACUGGCGCAUUCGCCGGCGGGAUCCGUGUUCAACGAGAUGCCGUUCGGCAUGGGCUCGCCAACGUCACCCGCCAACCAUGCCGCGCACUCGCAGUCGCCCCGACGAUCCAUCCACCCCUAA
Messenger RNA from Moesziomyces antarcticus, 3219 nucleotides. RefSeq lists its product as uncharacterized. Gene Ontology annotation, biological process: DNA-templated transcription; regulation of DNA-templated transcription. Gene Ontology annotation, molecular function: zinc ion binding; DNA-binding transcription factor activity, RNA polymerase II-specific; DNA binding. The transcript has a single exon. Lineage: Eukaryota; Fungi; Basidiomycota; Ustilaginomycetes; Ustilaginales; Ustilaginaceae. The record is from RefSeq and is a predicted model, not a curated record. The coding region runs from base 1 to 3219 and encodes 1072 amino acids.